Closterium sp. NIES-65 is the source of this 2497-nucleotide messenger RNA. NCBI's taxonomy places the organism in Eukaryota, Viridiplantae, Streptophyta, Zygnematophyceae, Desmidiales, Closteriaceae. The record is from the annotation of a GenBank genome assembly.
GUCCCGUCACCAUCCAUACUUGCCUCCCACUCCCUUCCUCUCUCUCCUUCAUCGUGUGACCAAUGGUUCUCUUUCUGAUAAGCCUUCUCCUCAUCUCCCUCCAACCCUCUGCACCCCACCGCCCUGCAGCGAUUUCUCCUUCAGCCCUUUGACCGGCAGCCUGGAGUUUCUUGCCUACCUGCCCGCCUUGCAAUACCUGUACGCCCCCGUUCCUCUCCACUUCACUUCUCCUUGUGCACUGGAUCCCCUUUUGAGAACUCUCAAGAUUGCGCGGCUGUUCAUUCCAUUCCUCCCUCAUAUGCCUGCCCGCCGCUCAAUCGCUCUUGUAUUAUCCAUCCCCUCUUACCCUUGGUCUCACGCAAGCGCACUCAACUCCCCAUUUGUCCUCCCCACACACGGCAGUGAUCUGCUUGCCACUGACCUGACUGGGGAGAUCCCCACUGCGCUCGGCAAAGCCACCGCCCUCUCAUACCUUUCCUCUCUAGUGUGUGUUCUAUAUCCCGUGCCUCUCUCUCUCGUUUUCCACAACUCGCACCGUCAGGUCCCGUCACCAUCCAUACUCGCCUCCCACUCCCUUGCUCUCUCUCCUUCAUCGUGUGACCGAUGGUCCUCAUCUCCCUCCAACCCUCUGCACCCCACCGCCCUGCAGCGAUUUCUCCUUCAGCCCUUUGACCGGCAGCCUGGAGUUUCUUGCCUACCUGCCCGCCUUGCAAUACCUGUACGCCCCCGUUCCUCUCCACUUCACUUCUCCUUGUGCACUGGAUCCCCUUUAGAGAACUCUCAAGAUUGCGCGGCUGUUCAUUUCAUUCCUCCCUCAUAUGCCCGCCCGCCGCUCAAUCGCUUUUGUAUUAUCCCCUCGUACCCUUGGUCUCACACAAGCGCACUCAACUCCCCAUCUGUCCUCCCCACACACGGCAGUGAUCUGCUCGGCACUAAGCUGACUGGGGAGAUUCCUGCUGCCCUCGGCAAAGCCACCGCCCUCUCAUACCUUUCCCUCGCAUACAUCAACCUCACUGCAGCAGAGCUCCCUGCCUCUCUCUCCGCCCUCACCAAUCUCGUCCACCUGUACGUAACAGCCAGCGCCUCAAAAGCCGUUGCACUAUUGCGCUGCACCAUCCACCCUCCAUGCUCUCUGCACAUCACCCACCGUGCUAUUUCCACACCACCCACUAUGUUCUCUCCUCAUCAACCACCUUGCCCUCUCCUCACCACUCGCCUUACUCCCCCUCCUCUCCCCAGGGAUGUGACAGCACCCUACAGUCCCACCACCUUAUUCUCUCCCCCGCGCUCCUCGCCGUUUCCAGCCGACUGGACGGCUCUCACCAGCCUCGACACCCUGAGGGCAGCGGGCAACGGCAUCUCAGGCUCCCUCCCCGCCGCCAUCUCCGCCCUCACCGCCCUCUCUGAGCUGGGUCUCUCCUAUAACGCCCUGGUUGGCUUGCUGCCUGUAUUGCCCUCGUCUCUGGUUCGCCUCUCGCUGAGCCACAACGCCCUGGAGGGCCCCUUCUCCGCCUCUCCUGCUGCCCCGCAAUUCAUGGAGCACAUCCCGCUGAAUCCCCUUCCCCCUGUGGUACCUCCGCCUCCCACCUUCCUCUCCCACUUCCUUCCAUUGCAAAUAUGCAAGGACAUCAGCCACAACGCUCUCUCGGGUGGUCUGGACGUGCUUGCACACAUGACCCACAUCUCCACCCUUCGGGCAUCACUCUCGCUGUGCCGUGCCCCAUGCCAUGCCCCAUGCCAUGCCCCAUGCCAUGCCCCAUGCCAUGCCCCAUGCCAUGCCCCAUGCCAUGCCCCAUGCCAUGCCCCAUGCCAUGCCCCAUGCCAUGCCCCGUGCCAUGCCCCAUGCCAUGCCCCAUGCCAUGCCCCGUGCCGUGCCCCGUGCCAUGCCCCAUGCCGUGCCCCGUGCCGUGCCCCUCGCCUCGUGGUCUCCUCCUCUGCUCCUCCGUCUCCAUUGCAGCUCAGUCUGCUCGUUUCCCUUUGCUCCUGCGUGCCGAGUCCGUUUGCACCCUCAACUCCUUGCUGCCACUCUGCCUGCCCUCCUGUGUUGACCCCCGCCCUGCCUUGCCCUGCCCUGCCCUGCCUCCCCCACAGCAACAUCGGGUCGUGCAACUUGUCUGGCGCCUUCCCUGCUGCCCUCGCACAGCUCGCCCUUGCCGAACUGUAUGACACGCCUCCUCCCCACCCCACGUCACUCAUGCUGCUCCCCCACUCUGCUCCCUCACUCUGCUGCUCACAUUGCACACCACACACUCACAUUCAACAUCCUCCCAACCUUCCUCCUUCCCCCCCUACUCCUAUCCCCUCACUCUCCAUGCAGCCUCCCCACCCUCACUUCCCACCUUCUUCCUUACCCUUCCUGCCCUCCCCUCCCUGCCCGUCCUCCUUUCUUGCCCCCCUGCCCUUCCGCCCUCCCCUUGCCUGCCCUCUCCUCUCUCUCCGCUCUGCAGCGACAUAUCCAACAACAGCUUCACGGGGCCCUUCCCCUCCGCCAUGCUAG